AUCUACUGGGGUUUUUGGAGUAAAACGCGCCGUCGAGUGGAGAAGUAAAGCCAAGUCUGAGAACAAAGCAACCCCUCUGUCUGAGAAAAUCUCCGUCACUUCCUUCCAAUGGCUUCUCUUUGCGAUAUGAACGACAAUACCGCCGCUGAAGUCGCCAGUCUUCUUGCUCCGCUUCCAAGUCUCCAACUUCAGGAGGAGUAUUUCAAUCAGCUAAUAAGCAGUAGAAGAUGCCAUGGCCUCUUAGUAAAACAUAACGGCACCUUCGGAAAAGGUGUCUAUGCAAACUCAGAGUUUCAGGAAGAUGAACUCAUUUUGAAAGAUGAGAUUCUUGUUGGUAUCCAACACUCAUCCAACAAGGUGGACUGUUUGGUCUGCAGUUUUUGUUUCCGAUUCAUCGGAUCAGUAGAGAAACAAAUCGGGAGGAAACUCUAUUUCAAGAACAUGGGCCUCUCUGGUUGUUGUGGUGGUGGUGGUUCUGAAAGCAGUACUUCAAAUCAUAAUUCUCUUCCACAAGGAGUUGUUAGUUCUCUGAUGAACGGUGAAAUGGCCUUGCCUCAUACUGACAAGUUUCCUUUGCCUUCUCCUCUUUCGUGUCCAGGAGGAUGCCAAGAGGCUUUUUACUGCAGUGGAUCAUGCGCAGAGGCAGAUUGGGAAAGUUCUCAUUCUCUACUCUGCACUGGUGAGAGGUCUGAAUCAAUAUCUAGAGAAGCUCGUGGAGAGUUUAUUAAACAUUCUAAUGAGACAAAUGAUAUCUUUCUCCUGGCUGCAAAGGCGAUUGCCUUCACCAUUCUAAGGUACAGGAAGCUUAAAGCAGAACAUGUUAACAAACAAGCGAAGCAGAGUGUGUCAAAACAGUCACUACUCUUGGAGGCAUGGAAACCAGUAUCGGUUGGAUACAAAAGAAGGUGGUGGGACUGUAUCGCGUUGCCAGAUGAUGUUGAUCCGUCAGAUGAAGGUGCCUUCAGAACGCAGAUAAAGGAUCUUGCAUGCACGUCUUUGGAGCUCCUGAAGACAGCCAUAUUUGACAAAGAAUGUGAAGCCCUUUUCUCGCUUGAUAUAUAUGGGAAUAUCAUCGGCAUGUUUGAGCUGAAUAACCUAGACUUGGUGGUAGCAUCACCAGUAGAGGACUAUUUCUUGUAUAUUGAUGAUCUUCCAGACGCUGAAAAGGACAAAGCUGAGGAAAUCACAAGACCGUUUCUAGAUGCUCUCGGUGAUGAGUAUUCUGACUGUUGCCAAGGAACGGCUUUCUUCCCUCUGCAGAGCUGUAUGAACCAUUCAUGUUGCCCUAAUGCAAAAGCCUUCAAAAGAGAAGAGGACAGAGACGGACAAGCAGUUAUUAUUGCGUUAAGACGCAUCAGCAAGAACGAAGAGGUGACGAUUUCGUAUAUAGACGAGGAGCUUCCGUACGAAGAGAGACAAGCAUUACUUGCAGAUUACGGUUUCACCUGCAAGUGCCCUAAAUGUCUGGAAGAUUCAUCAGUUGCAUGCAUUAUUACUUCAAUGUUUUUGAAGCCAUAACAUUUUCAAUUUUGCCUACUUAGAACCUGAUUAGGGAAAUUUUCCCGGUUUAAGGAACAAGUGUUUGUUUACUAUAUAAACUUCAGUUUUAUUUUAAACUAGUUUCUUUACAAUAUUAGUACUCAGCUUGUAACGGCUUUUUAUGCUUUAGGAUCUAGUUUUGGUCA
Brassica napus (rape) is the source of this 1685-nucleotide messenger RNA. RefSeq names its product histone-lysine N-methyltransferase ATXR2-like. Gene Ontology annotation, molecular function: protein binding; methyltransferase activity. The record is from RefSeq and is a predicted model, not a curated record. The transcript has 14 exons. Lineage: Eukaryota; Viridiplantae; Streptophyta; Magnoliopsida; Brassicales; Brassicaceae. The coding region runs from base 109 to 1518 and encodes 469 amino acids.